This is a messenger RNA of Galleria mellonella (greater wax moth), 2226 nucleotides long. RefSeq names its product sterol carrier protein 2 (gene ScpX). NCBI's taxonomy places the organism in Eukaryota, Metazoa, Arthropoda, Insecta, Lepidoptera, Pyralidae. Bases 297 to 1907 code for a protein of 536 amino acids. Gene Ontology annotation, molecular function: acyltransferase activity, transferring groups other than amino-acyl groups. The record is from RefSeq and is a predicted model, not a curated record. The transcript has 2 exons.
AUUCAUUCAUUGUACUUUGAUCAAUUUGUUCAGUGUGUUAUGAACUCGAUUCGCUCGUUUAUAGUAAUUUUCUUUCAUUUUGUUACAUGGAAUAGAACAAUAGACUAGUUUUGCUUAAUCUCGACUUCACAAUCAAAGUAUUAGUGAUAAUAUUAUUAGAUUAAUUUUCAUUAUCUGAUAUAAUUAUCAUCAAAUAAUUAGCAAGAAUAUUAACAUAAAUUUUGUUGCUUAUUUUAACCAGUACCAGUUCGUGUUCGUCGUCGUCACAGUCAAGAGGUAAUUAUUAUAUUUACAAAAUGCCUAGAAAGGUGUACGUUGUUGGCGUUGGAAUGACGAAGUUCGUCAAACCUAACACUGGUGGAGAUUAUCCAGAUUUCGGCAAAGAGGCUGUCCAGGAAGCCCUUAAGGAUGCUGGUGUCAAAUACGAGAUUAUUCAACAGGCGGUCUGUGGAUAUGUCUCUGGAGAUUCCACAUGCGGUCAGCGUGUCUUGUACCAAGUCGGCAUGACCGGUAUACCCAUCUACAACGUCAACAACAAUUGUUCUACAGGUUCAAAUGCUCUCUUCCUCGCCAAACAGCUUAUCGAAGGUGGGAAUAGUGAUGUAAUAUUAGCAUUAGGUUUUGAAAAGAUGGCAGCCGGUCCAUUAGGUGGCGGUGCAUUUAAUGAUAGAACAAACCCCAUGGAUAGGCACGUCAUGAAAAUGGCAGAUCUGUCUGAGAUAGCGCCCGCGCCCAUGACACCACAGUUCUUCGGGAACGCAGGUAUUGAGCACAUGAAGAAAUAUGGCACAACAGAAGUUCACUUUGCUAAGAUUGCUGCAAAGAAUCACCGUCAUGGUGCAAAGAAUCCCCGCGCCCAAAGCACGAGGGAAUACACAGUGGAGGAGAUUUUGAACUCCAGGAAGGUCUAUGGUCCACUAACUAAAUUGCAGUGCUGCCCAACCAGUGAUGGAGCCGGUGCUGCUAUCCUCAUGUCUGAGGAAGCUGUCAUCCGGUACGGCUUACAGAACAAGGCCGUAGAAAUCCUUGGUAUGGAAAUGGCUACUGAUACUGCUGCUGUUUUCGAAGAAAACAGUCUCAUGAAAAUAGCUGGCACUGACAUGACAGCACUGGCUGCUAAACGUUUAUACGAAAAGACAGGCAUAUCUCCCAACCAAAUUAAUGUAGUGGAACUCCACGAUUGCUUCUCCUGCAAUGAAUUGAUCACAUAUGAAGGUCUACAGUUGUGUGGAGAAGGUGAAGCUGGGAAGUUUAUUGAUGCUGGUGACAACACAUAUGGGGGCAGAGUGGUGGUUAAUCCGAGUGGUGGAUUAAUAGCUAAAGGGCACCCGCUGGGAGCGACUGGUCUGGCUCAGUGUGCUGAACUCGUGUGGCAGCUCCGAGGAGAGGCUGGUCCCAGACAGGUGCCCGGUGCCAAAAUAGCCUUACAACACAACUUGGGUCUCGGUGGAGCAGUCGUUAUAGCCAUGUACCGCAAAGGAUUCACCAAUGUCUCCCCCAACCAAGUUGCCGCCAUCGCCAACAGUCCCGAAGACUUCAAAGUAUACAAAUACAUGCAAUUCCUGGAACAGGCUAUGCAAGAUGACGAAGAUAAACUCGUCGAGAAAGUACGAGGCAUCUACGGUUUCAGAGUGAGGAACGGACCCAAUGGCGCGGAAGGAUACUGGGUGAUUAACGCUAAAGAGGGCAAAGGAAAAGUCACAUACAACGGCAAAGAGAAACCCGAUGUAACAUUCACAAUUAACGACGAAGAUGUGGCUGAUCUGAUUUCUGGCAAACUGAAUCCCCAGAAGGCAUUUUUCCAAGGAAAAGUUAAGGUACAAGGAAAUAUGGGGCUCGCGAUGAAGCUUACAGAUUUACAGCGUCAUGCCACUGGUAAAAUCGAACAGCUUCGGUCUAAACUGUAAAUAUCUCUAUAUAUUAGUUAAGUGCGAAGUAAUUUCUUCUUGGUUACGGAACUGAGGUAUGGGGUAUUUUAAACGACUAUUGUAUAGUUGCACAAGGAGUUUAGCGUCUGGUCUAGUUUUAUACUUUUAAUUUAUAAUUCCAAAUAGUUCAUAAUAUGCUGCUCUCAAAAUAUUUCUCUAUGGGUUCUAAGUUUUAUUUGUAAGAUUCUCUAUUUAUAUUUUAUUACGUGUUAUGGUCAUGUCCUCUAUGCUAUACCAUUCCAGUGUAUAUUUUAUCAAUGUCAUUAUUGUUUCUAUUAAACAGUUUUAUAUAAACAUA